Micropterus salmoides (largemouth bass) is the source of this 3222-nucleotide messenger RNA. RefSeq names its product cell wall protein DAN4-like. The record is from RefSeq and is a predicted model, not a curated record. The transcript is spliced from 13 exons. Gene Ontology annotation, molecular function: oxidoreductase activity, acting on metal ions. Bases 140 to 1276 code for a protein of 378 amino acids. Lineage: Eukaryota; Metazoa; Chordata; Actinopteri; Centrarchiformes; Centrarchidae.
UUGCACUGCUCUCUGACACACUACAUGCCUUACUCUCGUGGAAGGAAAAUCCCUUCCUGCGAAGACAUUCCUAAGGUUUCUUAUAUUUUUCUUAAAGAGAUGCAAUUUUUUUAAUAUCUUUAAAUAAUCUUAUGGUUUCAUGGAAAUACUUUAUUUUAAGAUGUGGCUGUGGACGUUGGUUAGCCUAAGCAUCAUCACAAAAGUGUGCGGUUAUGCAAGUGGUUACUUCCCGAAAGUAUGUCAUACAAUGUCACCUAGGCAUAAAAAUAGAGGGGAAGUUCUUGCUCCUCAGAACACUCAACCGCCCUUUGAGGUCCAUUACGAACAUGGUAAAAAGGGAGAACCUAUUACAGUUUUUCUCAAGAGCAAGUCAUCCACACAGUUCAGGGGAUUUAUGUUGGAGGCUCGAAACAAAAGCAUGGUGGACGAUGGCCGGCCUGUUGGAAAAUUUAUCUUGCUUGACGCUAGAAAUUCUCAACUCCUGACGUGUGGUGAUAUAGUAGACUCAGCUGUGAGUCAAAAAAACAAUCAAAGAAAAUCUUUAAUUCGAGUUAACUGGACAGCUCCGGCAGAAGAGCUAGACAUCACUUUCAGAGCCACAUUUGUUGAGUCUUUUAAUAUAUUCUGGGAACGAGUGGAUGUGAAUGUCACUUCACCGCCACCACCACAAAGUACUACAAAGCCAAGUACCACAAUGAGUACUCAGCCAAGUAUUACUACAAGUACUCAGCGAAGUACUCCAGCAAGUACUACAAAGCCAAGUACUACAACGAGUAAUCAGCCAAGUACUACAACAAGUACUACAGAGACAAGUACUACAACGAGUAAUCAGCCAAGUACUACAACAAGUACUACAGAGACAAGUACUACAACAAGUACUCAGCGAAGUACUCCAGCAAGUACUACAAAGCCAAGUACCACAAUGAGUACUCAGCCAAGUAUUACUACAAGUACUCAGCGAAGUACUCCAGCAAGUACUACAAAGCCAAGUACUACAACGAGUAAUCAGCCAAGUACUACAACAAGUACUACAGAGACAAGUACUACAACGAGUAAUCAGCCAAGUACUACAACAAGUACUACAGAGACAAGUACUACAACAAGUAAUCAGCCAAGUACUACAACAAGUACUACAGAGACAAGUACUACAACGAGUAAUCAGCCAAGUACUACAGAGACAAGUACUACACGAGUAAUCAGCCAAGUACUACAGAGACAAGUACUACAACAAGUAAUCAGCCAAGUACUACAAGUACUACAGAGACAAGUACUAUGAGUAAUCAGCCAAGUACUACAGAGGCAAGUACUACAACAAGUAGUACAAUCGGUACUACGAAGACACCGAACAACACUGGGAGCAAAAGAAAGGGAGAAGCCACCAGGCUGAUGACCUUUGACGCUUUAUUUGAGGGACUGAAACUGGAACUACCUAACAUAAUCGCAACCACCCUCACCAGCAGCCCCUUCCUUCAUCGUCUAAUUAAGGGGACACAGAUAUCCUGUUGUUUGCUUUGCACCGCAGUUGAAAUAUCGGCAGCAAUCUUGUAUUGUUUGUGUGAUUCCUCUGAAGUCACUCUCGUUGCUCUGUGUGUGUGAUGAUAUUGAUUGAUUUGAUAGAGCUGGUAAUCCUGAGUCUGCCAAUUGGACCCAGUCAUGAGCUAAAGGAGAUCUGUGACCUUGCUGUCAAAGUGUGUUCUGUCAUCCAUAUGAUUUUUACAAUUGCUGUGAUCUUUACUGGUGUUAUCAAGACUGACAGUUGCAGUAAGAACAGGACAGAGUCUUGGCUUCUGAAAGUGAUGGUCGCUUACACAGCGUGGAUUUUGCUGUUUGUAAUUUGGGUUUUCGUAUUCACUGCUCACGGAAAAGCAAUACUGGGGGGAAGCAAAAUAGGGAGUUUAAAAACAGGUGAGGGAUGGAGGCAACAAAGAAGAAAGAAGACGCUCAGUGCAGCCAAUGUGAUUGUCACCGCUGUCUCAGUAAUCCUCGUCAUUGGAAACAUGUCCUUCGCUGCAGCUGUCAUUGCUGGGAUAUUUGGGUGUCUGGAAAAAUAGGCCUGUUCUGGUACUUUGCUUGCAUGUGAUUCACAGUUUUGUACAUAUGAUACCAGUACAACCUAACAGUUAGACUAAACAAACUGGAUAGUGUUGUUAUUAACAUAUUACAUAUCAUAAAAUGGGUUGUUCAUUUUCCAAGGAAGUUUAAUUGUUAGGUCAUAUAACAUCUUAUGAGAGUUAAGCCUGUCAACAAGGUGAAACUGCAAAUAUUUGCUAAAGAUCCACUUGCCUAUAAUUACUGUAUGUAUCACCUUGUGCCAGACAUACCAGUUGUCAUCAUCAGUUGGGGAAUGUUUUUAAUGUUGUGAUCAUGUCCUCAUGAGUAAUGUGUGGAAUGUGCUUAUCUUAUGAAAAACAAGCCUUGCUAUACUUCAUAUAGACUAGCUUAAGUAUUGAAUUCAUAAACAUAGAUGUUAUAAAAUGUGGAGAACUCACUCAUGAAAUAAAUGUCCCCUUGUGUUUUAGGGCUAAAGGAAGGCCAAUGAGAUAAAACUUCAGCACAUAAAUGGGUCAUAAAAUGUGUCAGUCUGCUGACCUCAUGACUCAGCCUGUUAUUGCUUAUGCCAGGAGUAUCUGAGGUCAUGGAAAUGCUCAGAGUUCAGUGUGUAAGGAUGAAAAUAAUGUGUCAUAGUGAUUGAUAUGAAUUGAGAGAGAUAAUUAACUUCAUUUUGAAAAGAUAUCAAGUUUUACCAUAAGUUGUCUGAAUAUAAUUAUAUGUGUCCAGUACUAUAAACAGCUUUUUAUGUAAGUGCAUGAUGCCAUUCAACUUAAUUGAAAUUCAUUGUCUGUUUUUGCUUUCAACAUACAAGGUUUCAAUACAAGGACUCACCAUAUAUGACCUCUUGCAAUAGCAAUACUUGCAAAUCUACACAGUAAAACCAAUCUGUGUUUUGUGUUACAAUGUUUUGAGUACAAAAAGAGAAAUUCCCAAGUACAAGUCAAACCCAUGUGAAUUGUUGAACCUGAAUUAUUAAUGUGUAAAUUACAGUUAUGUAAACCAGUUUUAAUAUAUUUUACAUUCAAACAUUUGGACAUUUUAAAAUCUAGUUAUGUUAGUGUCACCAGCAAGUUGUGAUUUAUACAUGAUGAUUCAUUUUAUGGUCUUUUUGAAGGAAGCAAACUUCAGCUGUGUCCACGUUCAGUUAAUAAACUUUCUACUACUGACUUA